Temnothorax curvispinosus is the source of this 1333-nucleotide messenger RNA. RefSeq lists its product as uncharacterized. Lineage: Eukaryota; Metazoa; Arthropoda; Insecta; Hymenoptera; Formicidae. Gene Ontology annotation, biological process: sensory perception of smell; detection of chemical stimulus involved in sensory perception of smell. The transcript is spliced from 10 exons. The record is from RefSeq and is a predicted model, not a curated record. Gene Ontology annotation, cellular component: plasma membrane. Gene Ontology annotation, molecular function: odorant binding; olfactory receptor activity. Bases 23 to 1198 code for a protein of 391 amino acids.
GUGUCCUGGACUCAGCUAAGUGAUGAUCCGUAUAGAGACUCAAUUUUUAAUAGGUCUCAAUAGAAUCUUACUACUCGCUAUUGGCUUGUGGCCAUAUCAACAAUCCAGACUCACUCGAUUUCAAUUUAAUCUUUUCUUUACUAUUUUGAUGACGUGUAUUAUAUUUCAGUUGACAACAUUUAUAACAGCAUUAAAAUAUACUUCAGAUCUCGUCGUCGCAGUUCUCUCUCCUACAUCUUUUUUAACUGCUUUUAUAAUAAUAUAUCUCGCAUUUCGUGUUAAUAUUGAAACUGUAAAAGAAUUGUUGAUACAACUUCAGCACGUAUGUAACGAAUUAAAAGAUAAAAACGAAAUCGCUAUUAUAGAAAAAUAUGGCUACAUCUCGAAAUGUUAUACGGUUGCACUUAUAGUAGCUGGUAUCUGCGCAUUUCUUUAUUUUAUUCAAUUUUGGACUUUGUCUGAUGAUGUUCUAUCAACGAAUGUAACUCGAUCACAUUGCAUGCAAUUUGUAACGGAAUAUUUUGUUGAUCAGGAAAAAUAUUUCUUUUUAAUUCUACUACAUACAAACACAGCAGUAUGUAUAGGCUUAACUGCGAUGAUAGCAACAGGAACAAUGUUUAUUGCAUUUUUUAAAUUUUUCUGUGGAAUGUUUCAAAUAUCCAGUUAUCGUAUUGAACGCGCAGUGAAAAUCAUUCAGCAAAAUAUUACAUUAAAAAACAAAAUUUUAAAAUCUGAAGAUUUAAUUAGCGCUAUAGAUCUUCAUCGACAAGUCAUAAGAUUAUCCAAAUACUUUAUAUGCAAAUUUGAGAUAAUGUUCUUCUGUUUAGCACAGAUAUUUGUAAUUUCAUUAUGUUUCAACUUUGCCCAUAUCUUUCAGAUUGUGUUAUCCGAGCAAGCUACUAAAAAAGCUUUAUGGCCUAUGAUGUUUGCAGCUACUAAUAUUCUAUAUCUCUUUAUAUCGAAUUCUCUUGGACAAAAUAUGACGGAUUACAAUAAUUACGUUUUUGAUACUGUAUACAGAGUAGAAUGGUACGUAACUCCUUUACACAUCCAGAGAAUCAUACUCUUUUUAUUGUUAAAAGGCGCUAAAAUUUUUACUAUGAAUGUCGGUGGAUUGUUUACUGCAUCUUUAGAGUGCUUUGCCAUGUUGGUGAAAGCAUCGGUAUCUUACUUUACUGUUAUAUUAUCUACACAGUGACGAGACAAAUAUAAAUCAAGUUUAAGGAUUUGGGCUGGGCAUUGAUGAGUCAGUCGGAACAUUGAAUUAUAUAUAUAUUAGAUAUAGAUAUCAGUUCAAAUAUAUUCGAUAGACUUUUCCCGUAUAUGAUGUUAU